Molecule: messenger RNA, 1479 nt
Organism: Rhodotorula toruloides NP11
Lineage: Eukaryota; Fungi; Basidiomycota; Microbotryomycetes; Sporidiobolales; Sporidiobolaceae
Product: flavin containing amine oxidase
Exons: 2
Coding region: 1-1479 (492 amino acids)
Molecular function (GO): oxidoreductase activity
Source: RefSeq, a predicted model, not a curated record
AUGGUCGUCCCCGCUUCUCGCGCUGCUCCCUCGACCCCUCUCUCGGGAGAACCUGAUCCGGCGUACGACGUUGUGGUGAUUGGGUGCGGGAUGGCAGGCGCAGUGGCAGCGAGACAGCUUGCGGGACAUCGUGUGGCGCUGCUCGAAGCGCGCAACCGGGUAGGAGGACGGAUCUACACCGCGGGAGAGGUCGAAGGUCUCCCGCAACCAAUCGACCUGGGUGGCUCGAUGAUUCACGGCUUCCGCGAGGGCGUGCCGACUGCCAAGCUCAUAACACACGAGCUGGGAAUGGACGUCCAUGUCCCUCAAGGCGCCAAGGGUCUCGUCUACGGCCCGAACGGCCCUCUCGCAGAAGCAGAAGCGACAUCUCUUUUCGCGACGUCCGCCCAGAACGCCUUCACCCCUCCUUCAGGCGUCCCAGCCGAUGCAUCCAUCGCCUCUCUCCUCUUCCCGACCCUCAAGUCGGACCCACGACUCGUCGCUCUCGCACGAACCGCAGAGAUCGGUGCAGGUGUUGAGUUGGAGGGAAUGAGUGCCAAGUAUGCGGGCUUCGAGCAGGGUUUCAAGGGCACGGACGGCUUCCCCGAAGGCGGAUAUGGCGAAGUAAUGAAGAACCUCGUCGCGGACAUCAAGGCGGCCGGCGGUGAGGUGCGUCUUAGCGUCGAGGUCACAGAAAUCGAGGAUCUCGGAGCGGGCAAGGGUGUCAGGGUGGAGACGAAGGACGGACGCACCUUCACCGCCAAAGCCGUCAUUUCGACCAUCCCGCUCGCUGUCCUGCAGCAUUCGCCUCCGACCUUCCAACCCCCUCUCUCGCCGCUCUAUACCGCAGCCAUUGAGCGGAUGCGGACUGGCUCGCUCGAGAAGAUCGUACUCUCCUACCCGUCGGCGUGGUGGCCCAGCCCGGACGAGAACGGCUCGUUCCUCCUUCUCCCCCUGCACGAUCCAUCCGUACCUCUCGAGGAAGCGAAGCCGGCAUCACUCCACGACCUCUUCUCCCGCACCGUCAUUCCCGUUUCGUCCUUCCAGCGCAUCGCCUCGACUCCCCAUCCUACCCUUCUCGCCUACAUCGGUCCAGCCGCCGCUCGGUACAUUGCCUCUUACCCGGCCGACGAGGUUGCCUCCGCGUUCCACGACUACCUUGUCACCCGCCUGUCUCCCUCGGCUGCUCCUCCCGCUCCCACCGUCAAGCUCGUCACCGAAUGGCAACGCGACCCCUUCUCACGCGGCGCGACCUCGACACCCGUCCCGCUCACGCAGUCGAAGGACGGCGAGCGCGCCUCGCCUCUCGACUUUGUCAUCGUCUCCCGCCCGACGUGGGACGGUCGGCUCGGUUAUGCGGGCGAGCAUACGGACCUCGACAAUCACGGAAGCGUGGCGGGUGCGGCGAUUAGCGGGCAGAGGGAGGGAACGAGGGUGAAGGAGUUAUUGGAGAGGCUGGCGGAGCAGGAGGCGAACGAGCAGGGCAAGGCGUUGCUGUGA